Messenger RNA from Pipistrellus nathusii (Nathusius's pipistrelle), 714 nucleotides. Lineage: Eukaryota; Metazoa; Chordata; Mammalia; Chiroptera; Vespertilionidae. The record is from the annotation of a GenBank genome assembly.
AUGGUGCAGCCCCAGACGUCCAAGGCCGAGCCCCCCGCCCCCGCCGCCGCCGGCGCCCCGGUGGACGACGUCAUCGACACCCUGGCCUCGCUGCGCCUCACCAACUCGGCGCUGCGGCGCGAGGCGUCCACGCUGCGCGCCGAGAAGGCCAGCCUCACGCACAUGCUGGAGGGCGUGAUGGCCGAGCUGGCCCUGCUGCGCGCCCGCGCCCGCGUCCCCGGGGCGCUGCAGAUCACCCCGCCCGUGUCCGCCAUGGCCUCCGGCGGCGCCCGGCCGCUCACCACGCCGCCCACCUCGCUGCCCGAGCCCUUCGCGGGGGACCCGGGCCAGCUGGCCGGCUUCCUGAUGCAGAUGGACCGCUUCAUGAUCUUCCAGGCCUCGCGCUUCCCCGGCGAGGCGGAGCGCGUGGCCUUCCUGGUGUCGCGGCUGACGGGGGCGGCGGAGCGCUGGGCCGCCCCGCACAUGCAGCCCGGCAGCCCGCUGCGGAGCGACUACCAGGCCUUCCUGGCCGAGCUGCGCCGGACCUACAAGCCCCCGCUGCGCCGCGCGAGGCGCGCCCACGCCCGGAAGGCCUCCGCCUCCCACCGGGCCGGGCGCGAGCGCCAGGUGCCGAGCCGCCCGCCGGCCGCCGCGGGCCCCCCCUGCCCCGUGCACCCCGCCGCCAGCGGGCCCGGCCCGGCGCCCGCCCUGCCCGCCCGGGCUCGGAACCUUUAG